This is a messenger RNA of Botrytis porri, 1239 nucleotides long. RefSeq lists its product as uncharacterized. The record is from RefSeq and is a predicted model, not a curated record. The transcript has a single exon. The coding region runs from base 1 to 1239 and encodes 412 amino acids. Lineage: Eukaryota; Fungi; Ascomycota; Leotiomycetes; Helotiales; Sclerotiniaceae.
AUGUUUGACGGAGCCAAGUCUCCCAAAGAUAAAUAUCAAUCCGAACGCACUAUCCGUGUCGACGCUAUGCCUCCUCCUUAUCGAUCCACAUAUGUGGUCGAACCAACUCUCGUACCUGUUAAUUCUUACCACGAAAGUAUGUACUAUGCUCAAGAACGAGAACGAGAACGGGAAAGAGAACGCGAGAGAAUACUAGACUUCGAGCGGGAGAGGGAAAGAGAAAGAGAAAGAGGACGAAGACCGAGCUGUUCAGAUCUCUUCCAUAAUAUCGAUGUGAUACAACGUCUAGGCGAAAGAUUCAAGGGGUUGAACACGACUUUUUCGCACCCACCGACCCCAGUGUCCCUUGCGAACCCUAGCGCAGCCAGUCGUACUUCUUCAAGUGCUGGUAACAACAACACAAAUGCUCGAACGCAGACACAGACACAGACACAAACCCAAACAAACGAGAGUUUUGCGAACACGACAAUCUUGGCAGCGAGAAUUAAAGAGCUAGAAAGGGAGAAAGAGUUAGCGAGAGAAAAGGAAAUCGAAAAGCUGAGCGGUGGAUUGAAUGGUGUUCGGGGAGAUAUCAAGGGGUUGCAGAUGAAAUCUGAGAGGGAAGAAGGGAGAAGAAAGGGGAGAAUAGAGGGGAUGGGUAUCAAGAUUUUGAGUACUGGGAAUAUACUUCCAUUUGGGGAAACAUGGAUCAACACAAAUGGGGAAAUUAAUACUUUCUCGGCACCCCGCGGCCAAGAUCGAGAAAUCGAGACAUCGAGACGAAGAAAUGAGACGGAAAAACAGAAUACGCAGAAUGGAGUUGAUGAGGAAACUAUUUUUCGCAGGAUAGAUGAUAAGUUUGCGGAGGGAAGGAUUGAUCGAUUGGCGGAUGCGGAGAGAGCGUUUGGAGAGCGACAACGGGAGAUGGUUGCGGUGAUGGGGAGAGGUAGGGAUAAUGAGAGUGCGGUUAGGAUGAAUAGGUUUGAGGAUAGAGUGGAGGGGUGGGUGGAAAGGGUUGAGGAUCGGGUGGAGAGGAUUGUGGAGAGGGAGAUGGGGAGGGGAAGGGUAUAUGGGGAGGGUGUAGGAGUUAGGGAUAGGGACAGGGAUAGGGAGAGAGAAAGAAGAGAUAGGAGUGAGGUUGGACGAGAAAGAUAUGCGAGACCUAGAAUUAUGAGAGAGAGGGAAAGGGAGAGAGAUUGGGAGUAUGGAUAUGAGAAUAGAGCUGUAUCUGGGGGGGCUAGAUAUCGAGGGUAUGUGUAG